This is a messenger RNA of Raphanus sativus (radish), 3618 nucleotides long. RefSeq lists its product as uncharacterized. Gene Ontology annotation, molecular function: nucleic acid binding; RNA-DNA hybrid ribonuclease activity. NCBI's taxonomy places the organism in Eukaryota, Viridiplantae, Streptophyta, Magnoliopsida, Brassicales, Brassicaceae. The transcript is spliced from 7 exons. The coding region runs from base 1 to 3618 and encodes 1205 amino acids. The record is from RefSeq and is a predicted model, not a curated record.
AUGAGGUGGCUCGCCAUGAUUUCUCGUUACUCGGACCCGAGACAGGUUCGUCGUGAAGAUAGAUAUGGAGCUGUGCAUAGGGAUGGAGAUAGAAUGCUCGAGCGCGCUGGAGGAAAGUCUGGUCCUGUCCGUGCUUCUACUCGCUACGGUCACCGCUAUGCUCCAUAUGAGCAUAAACGACCUCAACUUUGGAGAGAGAAACAUCAGCUUGCAGCCGACAAACAUAAGAAUUUGGCUAAUCCACCGCUGAUGAUUACAGAUGGAAUAUCUACCAACGCCUCUGUGCAAGCUCGAGAAUCUGAUACAGAGACCUCUACUGUUCGUGGUUUGACAAGCCUUAGUGGAAAAGCAACUCAAAACAGUGGUAAGAAGCUAGCUAGCGCCAUCGUCACUCCUUCACGAUCUCAACCUAAGGACCAGAACGUAACGACUCGUGACACUAAUGUUGCAAAACAAAUACCUUUCUCUCUUAUGGAGGAAGAUAACAAUGAAGAUCAGAUGAUAGGAGCCUUGCAAGAGGAAGAUGACUUGCUGGGUGAGGACCUCAAAGAGAUGGAGGAGGAUCUUUCCGCUAAGGAGAAAGUGUUGUACCAGAGCGAUAUGGCUCACGAUCGGGACGAAAGCCCAAGAGCCACUCAUCUCGGACUGGGAUCGGAUCAUCGUCCGGUCUUAGCAGACAUACUCGUACGGCCCACAAGGAGGAGGAAAAAGUUCAAGUUUGAUAAGCGCUGGCUGGAUAAUGAGGAAUUAAGACAAGUUAUUCUUGAAGGAUGGAAAUCGGAUGACCUGCCUCCUGAAGCGAACAUCAUGGAACAUAUUGCUAGUUGUCGUAAAGCCUUGAGUAAAUGGCGUAGGGAGAAUGAUGUGAAAUCGGCAAAACUAGUGGAGGAACUUAAGGAGAAAGUAGAGGACCUUUACUCGAAUGAUGAUGCUACUUCUGAGGAGAUUGCUGCUGCUUUAAAAGAACUCUCUAAUGCUCUUAAGGCAGAAGAGAUAGCGAGGAAUAGGAUAACACAACUUCUGGACGAAAAUGGAAACGUGGUAGAAGAUGAAGAAGGACUGGUAGCCAUUGCUACUAGUUAUUUUCGACAGAUUUUUGAAUCUUCUGAUCCAGAGGAUAUCGCGGAGGCAUUAUCGGAGGUAAAGACAACUAUCACGGGUGCCAUAAAUGAAGAUCUCACAGCACCAGUGACAGGGUGGGAGGUGAAACUAGCGCUUUUUGCUAUGCACCCAGAAAAAGCACCGGGACCAGAUGGAAUGACAUCAAUUUUCUACCAGAAGUAUUGGGAUAUUGUGAAAGAUGAUUUGACCCGUAUGGUUAAUCAAUUUCUUUUUCAAGGCACAAUGGCGGAGGGCUUAAAUGAUACAAAUAUUUGUCUAAUUCCUAAGACGACAAAGCCGAAUGAGAUGACACAGUUUAGACCUAUCAGCCUCUGCAAUGUUAGUUAUAAAAUUAUAUCGAAGGUCUUAUGUCAGAGAUUAAAGAAGGUUCUCCCACAAAGGAUAUUUGAAACUCAAUCAGCCUUUGUAGAAGGAAGACAAAUCACAUAUAAUAUCAUGAUAGCUCAGGAGAUGUUCCAUGCUCUACGGACUAAACCGGCCGGCAAAGUGAAGAGAAUGGGCAUCAAGACGGACAUGAGUAAAGCAUAUGACCGGAUGAAAUGGUCAUUUAUUAAGGCUGUCAUGCGGAAGAUGGGUUUUUCAGAGAUAUGGAUUGAUUGGAUUAUGAGAUGUAUCACCUCGGUUAGGUACAAAGUCUUGAUAAAUGGAGACCCAAGAGGGAAUAUAGUCCCAGAGAGAGGUCUGAGGCAAGGAGAUCCUCUGUCUCCUUUCAUAUUUAUUCUAUGCACAGAAGCGCUCAGGAUCCCAGCGAGUGAGCGACAGCUGAUUAAAGACACACUUGGUAUCCAAAAUGAAGGAGGAAUGGGGUCAUACCUAGGUAUCCCGGAGGAUAUUAGUGGAUCUAAAUGCAAAUUAUUUGCCUUUCUAAAGGAGAAGUUAUCACAUAGAGUUAAUGGGUGGACGGGAAGACUGCUUUCGAAAGGAGGGAAAGAAGUACUAAUUGAAUCGAUCCUAUUGGCUCUACCGACAUAUGUCAUGUCCAGCUUCUUGCUCCCCUUGGAGAUAUGCGAGAAUCUUGCAAGUGCCAUAGCACAAUUUUGGUGGAGUUCUAAUCCGCCAAAAAGAGGAAUACACUGGGCAACAUGGGAUAAGAUGUGUGCACCUAGAGAUGAAGGAGGUAUAGGCUUUCGCUUGAUACAUGAGUUUAACUUGGCACUCUUAGCAAAACAACUAUGGCGUCUAGUUCAGUUUCCAGAUUCUUUAGUGGCUAGAGUCUUAAGAGGCAAAUACUACCGUUUGAGCUUGCCUUUGCGAUUAGGCUCCGUUGAUAACCCAUCUUAUGUGUGGACAAGCAUUACAGCGGCGAGGGAACUUUUAUUAUUGGGUAUCCAAAACAAAGUCCAUUCAGGUUAUGAAAUUAAGGUCUGGCAGGACCCUUGGAUCCCGACGACACCAGCUAGAUCAGCUCGGCCCAGAGUUCCAGUGGUAAACCCGAAUAUGCUAGUCAGUAGUCUCAUUGAUUUUCAGACGAAGGAGUGGGAUGAACAACUACUGGAGCAGUAUGUAGAUCAAGAGGACAUUCCCAUGAUUCAAAGUUUGGCCAUAAGCCCUACUCAUAAACGUGAUACAUUCUGCUGGAGCUAUACCAAAAAUGGUCAAUAUACAUUCAAAUCUGGAUAUUGGGUAGCCAGAAAUAUAUUGAGGAAAAAUGAAGAGGUUCAAGUCUUAGAACCUAUCAUAACUAAGCUUCAGGCCUUUGCCUGGACUGUAAAUGCACCCCAGAAGAUUCGUCACUUCAUCUGGCAACUGAUUACAGGACAAAUAGCGGUUACAAGGAACCUUGCAAGACGUAACAUGAGAUGCGAUAAUUAUUGUCCAAGAUGUGCAGAGCCAGAAGAGUCAGUUACUCAUGCAAUCUUUGAAUGUCCGCCAGCAUUACAAGCUAGGAACGACAAACUAUUCAGGGGGAUAGAUAGAGAUCCAGUGGAACUAGUCAGGUAUGCGGAAUCUGAAUGUCAGGCAUGGCAUAAUGCUAGGGAGAUGAUACCGACAGCUCCAGUGGAACAAAGCUCAGAUCAAUCACAAGUCUUAAGCUUGGGAGAUAUAUGCAUGGUGGAUGGUUCAUGGACCUCUACUGAUCAUUACACUGGAUUAGGAUGGGCUUGGAAGGACAGCACGGGAAAGAUACAGCUCAUGGGGACAAGAAACUUGAGAAGACGCGAAACACCUUUGCACUCGGAACUUAAAGCUUUGAAAUGGGCAAUGGAGACAAUGCUGCAACAUUCGGACUGCCAAAGAUUUGGGACAGAUUGUAAGGAUCUAAUCGUAAUGAUAAAGGAACCUCAGGCAUGGCCAACCUUCUCUACAGAGUUGGAAACGAUAAAUAUGCUGAAGAUGUGCUUUACAGAGUUUACCAUUCACUACAUUCCAAGAAAUCAAAAUGUUGUAGCUGAUUCGUUAGCUAGGACUGCUCGUACUUUCCACCGUUCUCUUUGCUACUUUGGUUGUUCUAUUCCGCCGUAUAUCAUUUUGCGUAUUCGUUACUGGGCCACUUAG